AAAAAGGAUUCAACUUUCUCUGAGAUGGUAUAUUUCCAGAACUCAAUCUCACUCAUAGACCAAUCUCCAAACAUGGCUCACUCUGCAGAUUUCAAUCAUCAUCAUUCAAAACACUCAAGAAGCAUCAACAAGAGAUCAUCAUCCUCAUCAUCAUCAUCGAGCUGUUCUUCAAGUUUCUCAGUCUGCUGUGACGGAUCUAGAUCAGCUGCAAUCGAUGUUUUGAUCUUGAUCGCUGUGAUCACAUCUUCCGGGUUCUUGAUCUUCCCUUACAUCAAAUUCAUCACUGUCAAAUCUCUCGAGAUCUUCUCAGAGCUUUCUUGUUUAGUCAAAGAAGAGAUCUUGCGUAACCCUGAUCCUAUUGUCUAUGGUUUGAUAGCUUUGAGCAUCUCAUGCACUGCUUUAUCUGCUUGGAUGAUUGUUAUACUCUUGUGUAGUCGUCAUAGAUGUGGGAAACCCAAUUGUAAAGGGCUUAGGAAAGCGAAUGCUGAGUUUGACAUUCAGUUAGAGACUGAGGAUUGUGUUAAGAGCAGCAACAGUGGGAAGAGUGUUAGCAAGAAAGGGUUGUUUGAGUUGCCUCGUGAUCACCACCAUGAGCUAGAGGCAGAGCUGAAGAAGAUGGCUCCACCUAAUGGAAGAGCCGUGCUGGUUUUUCGGGCGAAAUGCGGGUGUUCGGUUGGGAGAUUAGAGGUUCCUGGACCUAAGAAGCAGCAACUGCAGCAAAGGAAGGUCAAGAAAUGAAGCAGAAAAGGUUCAGUCUUUUUGAAGUAAAGAUAAUGAUCAUUACAGGGGUAUGAUGAUGAUGAUGACGAUGAUGAUUAGCUUAUAAACAACUUUUGCUCUUUUGGGUUUAGUGUUUUUUUUUCUUUCACAACAACUUCUUACACAAACUAAUAUAUGUUUAAAUCUCCAUGUGUUUAAAUAAAAGCUUUACAUUUAGAGGA
Molecule: messenger RNA, 941 nt
Organism: Camelina sativa (false flax)
Lineage: Eukaryota; Viridiplantae; Streptophyta; Magnoliopsida; Brassicales; Brassicaceae
Source: RefSeq, a predicted model, not a curated record